Colletotrichum karsti is the source of this 1611-nucleotide messenger RNA. RefSeq names its product yil166c-like protein. Gene Ontology annotation, biological process: transmembrane transport. The transcript is spliced from 7 exons. The record is from RefSeq and is a predicted model, not a curated record. Gene Ontology annotation, molecular function: sulfate transmembrane transporter activity. NCBI's taxonomy places the organism in Eukaryota, Fungi, Ascomycota, Sordariomycetes, Glomerellales, Glomerellaceae. Bases 1 to 1611 code for a protein of 536 amino acids. Gene Ontology annotation, cellular component: membrane.
AUGUCUUCGAAGGGUCUCGACAACAGUGGCUCUGAGACUGACGUGAACGUCAUCGGCGACGAACUUCCUCCUUCAACCGGGGACGUCCUUGGGUCUGUUGAGCCUCAUGUCUUCUCUAACCCCAGACGUGCCGCGCACUGGCAACAGGUCUACGAUGAUGCGACAUAUGAGGGCAGACACAGGUUUGAUGCCUCGUUGACAUGGUCAGCUGAAGAGGAGAAGAGGCUCAAGAAGAAGCUCGAUUGGAGGAUCAUGGCUUGGGUUUGGAUCAUGUUUUCGAGCCUCGACUUAGUUCGCAGAAACAUCAACCGGGCUGUCUCCGACAACAUGCUCGAUGAUUUAAAAAUGAAUACAAACGACUACAAUACCGGCCAGACGAUCUACCUAGUUUGUUUCCUCGCCGCCGAGCUGCCUGGAGGCUUGAUCAGCAAGAAGGUCGGGCCGUUCAGAUAUACACCCACCAUCAUUACGAUAUGGGGCACUCUCUGUGCUUUGCAGACAGUCAUGAACAACCGCGCCAGUUUCUGGGCAUUCCGAGCGGUGCUCGGAUUCGUUCAAGGAGGCUUCAUCCCCGAGAUGGUUCUGUAUCUUUCCUAUUUCUUCAAAAACAACGAGCUGCCGAUCCGUUUGAGCGUUUUCUACACCGUCAUACCCGUAACGCAGAUCUAUGGCGCACUUCUUGCGGCCGGCUUUCUCGCUAUGAGAGGCAUUCACGGAUGGGCCGGAUGGCAAUGGCUCUUCCUCCUCGAGGGUCUAAUCUGCAUCGUCAUCGGCCUGGUCAGCUUCUUCGUCAUGCCACCCUCCGUCACGGAGCCAGCCAGAGCUUUCCGGCGCCCAGACGGAUCCAACAAGUGGUGGACCGAACGCGAGGAGAAGAUCCUCGUCAACCGCAUCCUGAGAGACGACCCCACCAAAGGCGACAUGAACAACCGCACCGCCGUAACGCUACAGGGCCUCUGGGCCGCGCUCACCAACUUCGACCUCUGGCCCAUCUUCCUAGUCGGUAUCUUUGCCUGGAUCCCCUUCCAGCCGACGGCCAACUACCUGUCCCUCAUCCUGCGGGACAUGGGCUAUUCGGUCUUCGAGUCCAAUAUGUUGGCGAUUCCGAGCUAUGCCCUGUUCGCCGUCAACGUGCUCAUCUUCGGUUGGCUGUCCGAGUACUUCAAAGAGCGAUCUCUCAUCUCCUCGUGCAGCAACAUCUGGAUGCUCCCGUUCUUCAUUGCUCUGGUUGCACUUCCCGAGAGCGCGAGUCCUUGGGUUCGAUACGCGCUUUUGACGGGAAUCAAUUCAAUUCCGUACACGCACUCUAUUCUUGUCGGGAUGACGAGCCGUAACGCUCGCAGUGUGGGUACUCGCGCCGUGUCUACUGCCGUCUACAACAUGACAUACCAGGUGGGCAGCAUAGCUGCGGUAAACAUCUACCGAGACGAAGAUAAACCAUACUACUACACUGCAAACAAAGCCUUGAUCGGUCUUUGCGUCGCAAACAUCCUGUUGUUCAUCGGCAUGAAGCUCUACUACAUCUGGCGCAACCGCGUCUUGGAGAGGAAAUAUGCGGAGGCAUCCGUGGCAGAAAAGCAGACCUCCAUCGACAUGCGCUUUGCUCAUUAA